Molecule: messenger RNA, 690 nt
Organism: Paramormyrops kingsleyae
Lineage: Eukaryota; Metazoa; Chordata; Actinopteri; Osteoglossiformes; Mormyridae
Product: E3 ubiquitin-protein ligase RBX1
Molecular function (GO): zinc ion binding
Source: RefSeq, a predicted model, not a curated record
GCAACUUCAAAGCCGUGCGCAUGCUCAGUGGUGAUUUCACAAAUAUCUGGACGGAAAGAUGGCGGCUGCUAUGGAUGUUGAUACCCCAAGUGGCACAAACAGCGGAGGUAGCAAGAAACGAUUUGAAGUGAAGAAGUGGAAUGCCGUGGCGUUGUGGGCCUGGGACAUCGUGGUUGACAACUGUGCCAUUUGCCGGAAUCACAUUAUGGAUCUCUGUAUUGAGUGUCAAGCCAACCAGGCCUCUGCUACAUCUGAGGAGUGCACUGUUGCUUGGGGAGUUUGCAAUCAUGCUUUCCAUUUCCAUUGUAUCUCGCGUUGGCUGAAGACCCGACAAGUGUGUCCUCUGGAUAACAGGGAGUGGGAAUUUCAGAAGUAUGGACACUAAGCACGCAUGUCAAGGUCACCUUUAGACCAUGGUCCACGGCUGCUCUGCAUGGGAGCGGUUGCACAUCUGUCUAGGAAAGUCCAUUUUGUUUUGUUUUUUUCUUAUCUUACUGACUUUACUUGGGGGACAGUUGGUGUUGCUUCUAUAUAAGAUUUCAUGUGGUAUCUAUGUUGUAAUAAGUUGCUCAGAAGGUCUCACGUUUUGUUUUGAGGAUUGUAAUUUCCGGCAUGCUGUUUUCAUACUGGAAAUAAAUAAAUAAAUAAAGCAUAACCCUCAAGAUGGAUGAGGGUAGUGAUUGGUAAAAA